Messenger RNA from Rhodofomes roseus, 2449 nucleotides. Its product is annotated as terpene synthase. The transcript has 9 exons. Gene Ontology annotation, cellular component: lipid droplet. Gene Ontology annotation, molecular function: lanosterol synthase activity. Bases 105 to 2318 code for a protein of 737 amino acids. Gene Ontology annotation, biological process: ergosterol biosynthetic process; triterpenoid biosynthetic process. The record is from RefSeq and is a predicted model, not a curated record. NCBI's taxonomy places the organism in Eukaryota, Fungi, Basidiomycota, Agaricomycetes, Polyporales, Fomitopsidaceae.
CUCACGCCCCCACAUCGUACCACCUCUCCCCGCGUCAUACAUAUGCGCCUCGCCGCCCUUCUCGCUCCUGCCAGUCGUCCGCCUCGACUCCGACGCUGACCACCAUGGCUUGCUACGCUCCCAUCGACAUACCCGCUUCCGGCAAGGAGCCGUUCACAGACUACGCUCGCUGGCGCCUGCGCUCCUCGGAGGACGGGCGGCAUACAUGGCACUACCUCCAGACCGACGAAGAGUGCAAGGCUUGGCCUCAGACUGAGAUAGACAGGUACUGGCUCGGACUCCCUGUUGACCUGCCUGCGCUGCCCCCGCCGGAGGACGCUCUCGACGCCGCGCGGAACGGGUUCAAGUUCUACAAGCACCUCCAGGACGCGGACGGGCAUUGGGCCGGAGAGUAUGGAGGGCCUAUGUUCUUGCUCCCUGGACUCGUCAUCGGGUCCUAUGUAUCGGGCAUGACCUUCACGCAAGAGGAGAGGCUGGAGAUCAUCCGGUACCUCAUCAACCUUGCUCACCCUAAGGAUGGUGGCUGGGGCCUGCACAUCGAAGGUCAAUCGACUGCCUUUGGUACGGCGCUGAACUACUGCGUGAUGCGCAUCCUGGGUGUAUCGCCUGAGCACCCUACGCUCGUGAAAGCGAGAGCCACCUUGCACAAGCUCGGGGGCGCGACGGGCGUACCUUCAUGGGGGAAGUUCUGGCUGUCCGUAUUGAAUGUGUAUGACUGGGAGGGAAACAACUCUAUUCUGCCUGAGCUUUGGCUAUUCCCGGACCUGACACCUUUCCACCCGCACAAAUGGUGGAUCCAUACCCGCACCGUCUACAUACCCAUGUCCUACCUCUAUUCCCUCCGCUGGAAGAUGGAAGAAAACGACCUCAUUCUCGCGCUACGCGAGGAACUCUACCCGCAAAAUUACUACAGCAUCGACUGGCCGGCGCAACGCAACAACAUAUGUCACGUCGACUUGUACGCACCACACACCGCGCUCUUUGACUUCCUCUACUCCAUCCUCAACACCUACGAGCCAUGUGCCGCCCCGCCUCUGCGCAAGCUGGCGAUGGAGAGGUGCUACCAGCUCGUCGUGCAGGAGGAUGAGAACACGGGCUACCAGACGCUCGGGCCGGUGAGCAAGAUGAUCAACCUCAUCAUCCGCACGAUCGUCGACGGCAAGGAGAGCGAGGCGUACAAGCUACACAUGGAGAAGCGGGCGGACUUCUUGUGGAUCGGUAAGGAGGGCAUGCGGAUGUGCGGGACGAACGGCAGCCAGCUGUGGGACAUCGCCUUCAUCGCGCAGGCACUCGUGGAGACGGGCUUGGGCGACGAGAGCGAGAACCAAGAGAGCCUGGUCAGGGCACUGCGUUGGCUUGACCAGUGCCAGAUCCAGCAGAACCCAAAGCAUUUCGAGUCUUCGUAUCGGCAUCCGACGAAGGGCGCGUGGCCAUUCAGCACGAAGACCCAGGGCUACACGGUCAGUGACUGUACCGGCGAAGGGCUCAAGGCCGUCCUCUACAUCCAGGAACACGUCGAGUCCACACCGAAGCUGGUAUCGGAAAGGCGAAUGUGCGACUCCGUGGAUCUCUUGUUGGGUAUGCAGAAUGCAGACGGUGGCUUCGCGAGUUACGAGCUCAUCCGUGGACCGGAGUGGCUGGAGAAGCUGAAUCCCGCCGAGGUGUUCGGUGCGAUCAUGAUCGAGCACAGCUAUCCAGAGUGUACAACCUCCGUCAUCACCGCCCUAUCUAUCUUCAGAAAAUACUACCCGAAGUACCGAUCCGCUGAUAUUGAGACGGUUAUAAAGAGGGCGGUCAAGUACCUCCACAAUGCGCAGACGCCUGAGGGUGGCUGGGUCGGCUCCUGGGGUAUCUGCUUCACGUACGCCGCCCAGUUCGCGUGCGAGUCGCUAGCGCUCGUCGGAGAGACGUACGACAACAGCCCAUACCUGAGGAAGGCAUGUGAGUUCCUGCUCAGCCACCAACGGGCUGACGGCGGCUGGGGAGAGAGCUACAAGUCUUGCGAGACGAGUAGUUGGGUGGAGCAUGAACAGACGCAGGUCGUACAGACCUCUUGGGCCACCAUGGCGCUCAUCUACGCGCGUUACCCUAAGCCGGAACCAAUAGAGCGUGCCGUCCAUCUGGUUAUGUCACGCCAAAAUCCGGAUGGCUCGUGGUCCCAGGAAGCCAUGGAGGGCAUCUUCAACAAAAGCGUGACGAUCGCGUACCCGAACUUCAAAUUUUCGUUCACCAUCUGGAUGCUCGGCCGUGCCCAUCAUUAUCUUGCUGAACUGAAGGCGCGCCGGAACGGCCACCAAAUUGGCAAAGCAGGACUUUGAGCAACCGGCCCGUUCCGCAAUUCGUGUCUUCGCUUCGUCUUCGCCUCAUCUGCUCGCCUUCCUGUCGCAUAAACUCUUGCUUUCUUCGCAUGUCGCCUGUCGCCUGUCACACGAUCUUUUGUUUUCGCACU